AUGCCACUCUUUAAUGCAAAAACCCUGCUGGCAGGGCUCUACGCUGCAAGCAUCGUCUCACCAGCGUUAGGGCUUCCUCAGUCGUCGCAUCCGGGCUCGUCAGCUGUUGCACACACCCAGGGUAGAACCUCUUCUGAGAGCCAUCCUUCAUGGACUUCGGAGUCGGAUUCAACAGCCACCACGAUCUCAGCCUCGAAUACUCCAUUGUACUCUCCUUCUUCGCUAGCUACCGCCUCCCUUGGUGCUACUCAAGGGACCUCAGCCGAUGACCACGAUGGAGCAUCGAAGUCUUCUCAUGAGGCCACGACACUCUCGUACUCUAGCGCGCCUCUAAACACACCCCAAAGCCAUACUGAGGACACCACGUCCAGCUCUGCGUCUCACACUCCUACGUCAAAGUCAAGCUCCAGCUCCGCAGAGACUGCUUCAUCAAGCCCUGCAUCACAUACUCCUACAUCGAGCACUCACUCCAUCACUACCACUACCACUACCACCACGAACACUGAUACCAGCCAAAGUGCUAGCAUCACAACCGGCCCCUCCACGACACCGAACUCGACAAUUUCAACCACCAGCAGCACAACCACUUCCUCUGUUGAUGUCUACGCCAUCAUCAAGCACCUCUACAAGCUCGUAAAGGACACAUACCCAGUGAUCAAGAAAUGGAAGAAGGACCCCAAGUCCGUCAAGGCAUCCGAUCUCAUCAAACCCCUGAAGCGUGUCAUUCCCGUAGCGGAUGAUGUUCUCGACGUACUUGGAGCACCGAGUUCUAUAAGUUCAGGCUCUGGUGGCAGCGACUCGGUGCUUGACAGUUGUAGCAGUGGCGGAGGCCUGCUGGGAGAUCUCAUCGGGAUUGCGAGCUGCAUCUCCAGUACUGCGGAUGAGGCAGUGUCAAUUUUGGGCAGUUCGUCAGACAGUGAUUCUUCGGAUGAGUCCAAGCUCUCGUCCUACUUUGACGCCUUUGAGACCGAAGGAAGUUCCCUCAGUGCAGUGGGAGUGACUGCCACUGGCUCCACCGCGACGAGCACCGGUACGACAACGACCACAUCCUCUGGCGAUACGUCUUCAAAGUCCUCAAAAACCGCCACGUCUACCAAUACGGAUACCGAUUCGUCUACGAAGUCUACAACAACCAAGACGUCGACAAAGUCCACCACAACUUCCGACUCUAUCUCGUCUGCCGGCUCAGGCGGCCACUCUGGGAGCGCCUCUGCUUCACCCACUUCGACAAGCACCAAAGAUUCUUCUACCUCCACAAAGACCAAGACCAAGUCUAAGACAGAAUCCUCACAGGUAGCAUCGUCAUCCGCUGCAGCAAGCAAGACUACAUCCACAGAUACCACCACCACAAGGAAGACCACAUCCACCAAGUCUACUGAAUCCUCUUCUUCCGCACCGCUGUCUGCAUCCUCGUCAGCCCACACGUCCAGCAUUGCUACGACCAACUCCACAUCCACCAGUACCGACAGCAAAUCUAGUACGUCGACCGACACCACAACUAUCAUAAUCCACACGCACAGCGGAACAGCCAGCGACACCAGCACCACCCACCACACCUCCAGCGUGACGCCCUCACCAUCACGCAACCAGACCGCCACAACCCUAGUCACCACAACCUCCUCCUACACCACGCCCCUCUGCACGAACCACGCCGACCCCGACAACGGCUCCGGCAACGUCUGCGUCUGCAACCAACCGAACGGCGACUACACAACCCUGUCCGAACUCCCCUCGGGCAGCGGCUGCUCCUACACCUCCAUCCCGACCCCCACCAGCACGAGCACCACAAAAACCACCAGCACAAAAACCACAUCCGACCCCCCCUUCACCACCACCGAACUCAACAGCGACGUCCUCGUCUGCGCCACCUCCACGCUAAGCUACUUCUCGACCUUCACGUACACGAAAUGCGCCGGCACCAGCAGCACGAUCUACACGGCGCCGACGCCGACGCCCACGGCCCAAAUGGUCAUUGCCUACCUCUCCGACGUGUACAGCUACUGGUCGUUCUUCACGCCGGACAUCGGCUCCUCAAUUGACUGUUGUAAGGAUGCGGAGGCGGGCGAGCUUGAGGCCAGUGGGAAUAUCAAGGUGGUGGAUCCGCCGUAUCCCGAUGGGACGAAGAAGUUGGAUUUUAAGAUCCAUGAUAUGGAGGAUUGUGUGUAUAAGGGGACGAGUGAUGAGCCCGGCACGUUUACUUGUCCGCAGUUGGGGAAGACGGUCGAUUGUGAGAGUUAUGGGAGUAGUAAGGUGCAUGAUUGUUAUGGGGCGUUGAGUGUGAGUAUGUUUAAUCCGGUGGUGAGGUGUCAGUGGUAUUAG
This is a messenger RNA of Aspergillus vadensis CBS 113365, 2319 nucleotides long. RefSeq lists its product as uncharacterized. NCBI's taxonomy places the organism in Eukaryota, Fungi, Ascomycota, Eurotiomycetes, Eurotiales, Aspergillaceae. The transcript is spliced from 3 exons. The record is from RefSeq and is a predicted model, not a curated record. The coding region runs from base 1 to 2319 and encodes 772 amino acids.